GUCUGUAGAUGGAGGUUGGUUGAACCGUAGGCGGAAGUGAUACUCGACACAGCGCUCGGUCAACUUCCCUUCUCUUCCUCACGCGACAGCCAUCAUGCCGCCUAAAAAGGAUACAAAGAGUUCGUCCAAGCAACCUCAGAAAACCCAGAAGAAGAAGGAGGGUGGAUCUGGUGGAAAAGCUAAAAAGAAGAAGUGGUCAAAAGGAAAAGUACGUGACAAGUUAAACAAUCAAGUUCUUUUUGAUAAGCCUACAUAUGAGAAACUAUUGAAGGAAGUACCGCAGUACAAGCUAAUCACACCUUCGAUUGUUAGUGAGAGGUUAAAGAUCAGAGGAUCUCUUGCCAGACGAGCGUUGAUAGAGCUUCAACAGAAGGGCUUGAUCAAGCAAGUCGUGCAACAUCAUGCACAACUUAUCUAUACACGUACUACUAAGGGAGACGAUCCAGCAGUGUAAUAUGUAUAAACUGGUUUAAUAAAAAAGUCAAAACCAAAAUCA
This is a messenger RNA of Linepithema humile (Argentine ant), 496 nucleotides long. RefSeq names its product ribosomal protein S25 (gene RpS25). NCBI's taxonomy places the organism in Eukaryota, Metazoa, Arthropoda, Insecta, Hymenoptera, Formicidae. Gene Ontology annotation, molecular function: structural constituent of ribosome. The record is from RefSeq and is a predicted model, not a curated record. Gene Ontology annotation, cellular component: cytosolic small ribosomal subunit.